Penicillium angulare is the source of this 1350-nucleotide messenger RNA. RefSeq lists its product as uncharacterized. The record is from RefSeq and is a predicted model, not a curated record. Gene Ontology annotation, cellular component: nucleus. Lineage: Eukaryota; Fungi; Ascomycota; Eurotiomycetes; Eurotiales; Aspergillaceae. Gene Ontology annotation, molecular function: transcription cis-regulatory region binding; DNA-binding transcription factor activity. The transcript has 3 exons. Gene Ontology annotation, biological process: positive regulation of transcription by RNA polymerase II. Bases 1 to 1350 code for a protein of 449 amino acids.
AUGAGCUAUUUCGAUGUCACUGCAUGGAAUCUGAACCUGAGUGGCACCGAUAACCAAAAUAUUCGGCUGUUGAUUCGCCGAUACCGACGAAGUCUUGUGGCAAUACCGGGAUAUGGAGUCCCGAUAUUACAGUGUUUGAUGCCACUAGCAGCACGCCACGCGACCAGUCUGGAGGCUUUAUUGACCCUCGCUACUCAGUUUCGCGUCUCUCAAAAAUUACUCGAGUGCACGAGAGAAAUAAAUAGACGAAGCCCCGAUCUUGCAUUGGACAGUCAUCAACGAGCUGUUUCAACCCUCCGAUCGAGUCUAUCUCGCCUACAAUGUGGGAACGGAGACAUCGAGGAGGCCAUAGCAGUAUCUAUGAUACUGUGGGUAUUCGGUUGCCCAGGGCAUGAUAUUUGGUCUAUACAUCUCAAUGGGCUCAUCGCCUUACUCGAAGCCACGCCGUUACCAGGUCUCGAUACUCUACUACCGCUAUCGCUUCAUAGACUCGCCACCGUGGCUGCCGCGCAUCUCGAUAUCAAGGCGAUUUCAGUCGGUAGGACAGAACCUAGCCAAAGACUUUGGCUUCAUUGGAGAUUAUGCCCACCAGAAGAAAUAUUAAGCUUUCCCAUGGAGGAGAAACCCUUCUCGGCAUGGGAAAUAAGUUUCGGUUAUCCGGAGACUCUAAUGACAAUUAUCGCCUUAGUGUCCGCUGUUGUCGAGGAUGAUAUCUCCGGGCGUCAGGUCGAUCCUAUUUGUAUGGAGUAUCUGGAACGACUCGCGGAUCAAAAGUUUCCUUCGGCUGAAUCCAACGUGAAUCUGAUUGCUUUUCCUAGCUUGAUACCCAAUGCGCGGAAUGAAAAGCUAGCUCUUCUCAUGGAGACAGUCAUUAUCAAUUGGAGGCCUCCUUCGAUUACUGAUACCAUGUCGCUGGAAGCGAGUAUUGCCCUCACUGCCAUGUGGGAGGUCAUGAGAAAGGCGACAAUAAUCUACCUAUGGCGCGGUGGUUUUGAAACCGACGUUACAACUACUCUAUCCAGAGAGCGGCAACUGUGUAUCCAUAGAUGCGUUCAUGAGAUGUGUAGUAACAUCGAUCAAGUCAUUCAAACAGCUGAAAAGUUUCAUUUGCCUAUGGCUAAGUCUCUAAUGUGGCCUCUAGCAGUUAUUGCAAAUGAGGCUUCAGGGUCACCAGACUUGCAACGAAAGAUCAUGGACUAUAUUCGACGUAUUGAUGCCUAUUUUAUGAUACCUCAUCAUGAAUUGAUGGAGACCGUCCUCCGACAGCUGUGGGAGGAGGCGAAAGGGGGCAAUCCUGAUGCUGCUUCUGGUGUUUCUAUAUUUUACUCCGAUUUUGUAAUAUACAAGUGA